Sorghum bicolor (sorghum) is the source of this 975-nucleotide messenger RNA. Its product is annotated as mavicyanin. The transcript is spliced from 2 exons. NCBI's taxonomy places the organism in Eukaryota, Viridiplantae, Streptophyta, Magnoliopsida, Poales, Poaceae. Gene Ontology annotation, cellular component: plasma membrane. The record is from RefSeq and is a predicted model, not a curated record. Gene Ontology annotation, molecular function: electron transfer activity. The coding region runs from base 128 to 652 and encodes 174 amino acids.
GCCCUCUGCCCGAGACCGUACGUAGCCACCAUCUCCUUCCCUAGUUCCCUCCCUAUUAAUUCGCUCUUCCUCUCGGCUUCGCAGCUGAUCCGAACACACACGCGUACUACACGGCAGCUAGCGCGCGAUGGCGAACCACCUCCGUCCGCUCGCGCUCCUCCUCGCCGUCCUCGCCUGCGCGCUGCUGUGCCGCCGCGCCGACGCGACCGCGUUCGAGGUCGGCGGCGACGACGGGUGGGUAGUGCCGCCGGCCAGCGAUGGCGGCAGGUACAACCAGUGGGCGUCCAAGAACCGCUUCCUCGUUGGCGACAUCGUCCACUUCAAGUACAAGGAGGACUCGGUGAUGGUGGUGACGGAGGCCGACUACGACAGCUGCAGCGCAUCGCACCCCAUCUUCUUCUCCAACAACGGCGACACGGAGGUGGCGCUGGACCACCCGGGCACCAUCUAUUUCAUCAGCGGCGAGACCGGCCACUGCGAGCGCGGCCAGAGGAUGGUCGUCAAGGUCGUUGGCCCGGACGCGCCCCCGCCGGCGCCUCCCAGCCCUCCGGCCCCUACCGGCGCUGCCGCACCAGUCACCACCAGCGGCGCGCUCGCCGGCGCCAUCGCAGCCGUGGCCAUGGCGUUGCCGGUCAUCGUGAUCGGCGUCUGAAUGAAUGAAUUCACUCGAGAGGCGAUUAGGCGCGGCUGUCUGGCUCGAUCGAGAACGUCGUUCCUGCGAGUUUGUGAUUAAUGGCGCUUUCCUUUGUUUGGUAGGCUUGCAUGUUUUUCGUAGAUGAAAUCAGUGGUGAGUUUGUGAUUGUGCGGAGCAUUUUGUUUGUGGAUUUCCCCCCGUCUUUCAUUCAAAAAAUCGUAUUAUUUCGAUUGUAUUUCGCCGCGUAUACACACGAUGAAGGGCCUGUUACAGCUCACAACAACAGCUUCCUAAACUAUUGUGAGUUUUUUUUUUACCAAAUACUUAUUUGUAAAACAAUU